UGUAGUGAAGAAGGGGUUGGACUUAAGUUUUCUGUCUCUUGGGUCAGCGAAGCUAGCUCUGGUCUGUGUUCUUGGUCGACGGGAAAGGCUUGGGUGGGCUUGUCAAUCGCUUUCACUUUGUUUUUUGUUGGCGAGCUUCGCAGCCAUAGCCUUCCUUUUUGUAAUUUUUUCUUUUUAGACAGAAUCUCUGAAGUUUCCCUGGGUGGCCUCAACCUCCUGUAGCUCAGGCAAGCCUUGAACUUGUGCUUCUCCUGCCCCCGCCUCCUGAGUAACUGGGAUUGCAGGCUUGCACCACCAGUUUCAUGGUGAUGACAUGGCAUCUGCCAGUUCCAGCCGGGCAGGAGUGGCCCUGCCGUUUGAGAAGUCCCAGCUCACCCUGAAAGUGGUGUCAGCAAAGCCCAAGGUGCACAACCGCCAGCCGAGAAUCAACUCCUAUGUAGAGGUGGCAGUAGAUGGCCUCCCCAGCGAAACCAAGAAGACUGGGAAGCGCAUCGGGAGCUCUGAGCUUCUCUGGAAUGAAAUCAUCGUUCUGAAUGUCACAGCCCAGAGUCAUUUAGAUCUGAAGGUCUGGAGCUGUCAUACCUUGAGGAAUGAGCUACUAGGCACUGCCUCUGUCAACCUCUCCAAUGUCCUGAAGAACAAUGGCGGCAAAAUGGAGAACACGCAACUGACCCUGAACCUGCAGACGGAGAACAAAGGCAGCGUUGUCUCAGGAGGAGAGCUGACAAUUUCCCUGGAUGGGCCGACUGUUGAUCUGGGAAGCGUGCCUAAUGGCAGUGCAGUGACAGACGGAGCACAACCACCUUCGAGAGAAUCCAGCGGGACUGCUAUAGCUCCAGACACCCGGCACCAGCCACCCAGUACAAACUGCUUUGGUGGCAGGUCCCGAACGCACAGACAUUCAGGUGGCUCAGCCAGAACAGCAACAAGUGACCAAAGCCCUGGUGCUAGAAACCGGCACCGCCAACCCGUGAAGAACCCCAGCAACAGUGGCUUAGCCAAUGGCACAGUGAACGAGGAACCUACUACAGCCAGUGAUCCCGAAGAACCUUCUGUUGUUGGUGUGACAGCCCCACCAGCUGCAGCUUUGAGCGUGUCCCCAAACCCCAGCACAACAUCUCUCCCUGGUCCAUCCACACCAGCGGAGGGAGAAGAGCCCAGCACUUCGGGGACACAGCAGCUCCCUGCCACCGCCCAGGCUUCUGAUGCUCUCCCUGCUGGAUGGGAACAAAGAGAGCUGCCCAAUGGACGUGUCUAUUAUGUUGACCACAAUACCAAGACCACCACCUGGGAGCGGCCUCUUCCUCCAGGGUGGGAAAAACGCACAGACCCCCGAGGCAGGUUUUACUAUGUGGAUCACAACACCCGGACAACCACCUGGCAGCGUCCAACCGCUGAGUACGUGCGCAACUACGAGCAGUGGCAGUCCCAGCGGAACCAGCUCCAGGGGGCCAUGCAGCACUUCAGCCAAAGAUUCCUCUACCAGUCUUCGAGUGCUUCGUCUGACCAUGAUCCCUUGGGCCCCCUCCCGCCUGGUUGGGAGAAGAGGCAGGACAAUGGACGGGUGUAUUACGUGAACCACAACACCCGCACUACCCAGUGGGAGGACCCGCGGACCCAGGGGAUGAUUCAGGAGCCAGCCCUGCCCCCAGGGUGGGAGAUGAAAUACACUAGCGAGGGUGUGCGGUACUUUGUGGACCACAAUACCCGCACCACCACCUUUAAGGAUCCUCGCCCAGGGUUCGAGUCAGGGACAAAGCAAGGCUCACCUGGUGCCUAUGACCGAAGUUUUCGGUGGAAGUAUCACCAGUUCCGGUUCCUCUGUCACUCAAAUGCCCUACCCAGCCAUGUGAAGAUCAGCGUUUCCAGGCAGACACUCUUUGAGGACUCUUUCCAGCAGAUUAUGAACAUGAAACCUUAUGACCUGCGCCGCCGGCUCUACAUCAUCAUGCGUGGUGAGGAGGGCCUGGACUACGGCGGCAUUGCCAGAGAGUGGUUUUUCCUCCUGUCCCAUGAGGUGCUCAACCCUAUGUACUGUCUAUUUGAAUACGCUGGGAAGAACAAUUACUGCCUGCAGAUCAACCCAGCCUCUUCCAUCAACCCUGACCACCUCACCUACUUCCGCUUUAUCGGCAGAUUCAUCGCCAUGGCUCUGUACCAUGGAAAGUUCAUCGACACAGGCUUUACCCUUCCUUUCUACAAGCGGAUGCUCAACAAGAGGCCGACGCUGAAGGACCUAGAGUCCAUUGACCCCGAGUUUUAUAACUCCAUUGUCUGGAUCAAAGAGAACAACCUAGAAGAGUGUGGCCUGGAGCUGUUCUUCAUCCAGGACAUGGAGAUCCUGGGCAAGGUGACAACCCAUGAGCUGAAGGAAGGCGGCGAGAGCAUCCGAGUUACAGAGGAGAACAAGGAAGAGUACAUCAUGCUGCUGACUGACUGGCGAUUCACCCGAGGAGUGGAAGAACAGACCAAAGCCUUCCUGGAUGGCUUCAAUGAGGUGGCCCCUCUAGAGUGGUUGCGAUAUUUUGAUGAGAAAGAGCUGGAGCUGAUGCUGUGCGGCAUGCAGGAGAUAGACAUGAGCGACUGGCAGAAGAACGCCAUCUACCGGCACUACACCAAGAGCAGCAAGCAGAUCCAGUGGUUCUGGCAGGUGGUGAAGGAGAUGGACAACGAAAAGAGGAUCCGGCUAUUGCAGUUUGUCACUGGAACCUGCCGUCUGCCUGUUGGGGGAUUUGCUGAACUCAUUGGGAGCAAUGGACCCCAGAAGUUCUGCAUUGACAGAGUUGGCAAGGAAACCUGGCUACCCCGAAGCCAUACAUGCUUCAACCGCCUGGACCUCCCGCCCUACAAGAGCUAUGAGCAGCUGAAAGAGAAGCUGCUGUAUGCCAUCGAGGAGACCGAGGGUUUUGGGCAGGAGUAGCCAAGGCUGUCCCUCCCAUACCCUCCAGCACAAGUAGUCCUGAGUCCUUCCUGCCUGAGACGCCAUUGGCUGCACAGCCCUUGGAAGGCCCCUUUGGAUAGUGGCCCUGUAUGGAUCCAUGCUUGGAUCAUGUUGGUGACUGAAGAGUCUGACCCCAAGAGGCCCUGUGGCUCCUUUCUCCUACUUGAUGAUGGCAGUCUGGAAUAAAGCCCCCUGUCACCUUUGACUUCAUCACCUGUUGCAAAGUCAGAGGGCUGCCCUUCUGCAAUUUUGUCCCCUCCACUAGGACCAAUUCUGGGUGUGUGUGAGUACGUAAGGGAAUGUGCCCUGCCUCAAAGGGCUGCCCCAGAAGCUGGGCCUCACAUGGUAGGUGAAGAGAUAGGCUGUGUUGCUUGGCUGACUGGACCCAGAAAGCCAAGGGUCUUUGGCCGCAGAAGAGGCUCCGCUUCCGUUGACCUUUGCUGGAGUCUGUGUGGAGCAGGCCUGAGAGGAGCAGCUCUGCAUCAAAGUUGUCUUUGCUGUACUGCCCGGUGGGCUGCAGCCCAGGGGACCGAGCAGGAAGCACUCAGUACUACCAGUCCGUCUCUUCCUAGCAAGCAAAGGGUUGAAGAAGUCACCACUUGUGUGUCAGUGGGAAGAGACAGACUCCCUGGACUGUCUUGUGACAUAAACUUGAAGUAUAUUCAUGUAUAGGGUUGCCUUCUGUUUUGUUUGAGUAUGCCGCUAUCACCUUCUGUCAAAGAGCUGGUGCCCCAGGUGUUCUGGGUCGUUGAGGGGCUCAACCCUCUUGAUCCAGUAGCUUCCCCAACAGCUGCUCCCCUCAGGAACCUGCUUAGCAGUUCCCCAGCUCAAGAGGCCUGGCCCUGCAGCCCAGUGCAUCCCUGCCACCCUCAAAUCCUCCAUUGACAAGAUCCCUUUGCUAGACCAGGCAAGGCCGGUUAGGACCAGGUUGGCAGUACUGUCUCUCAGUGGCUUCUGGAGCUCGCAGUGGCUUAGGAUGGGGCACAUCUCGGUCAGCCGAGUGUUUGUGCUGUUCAGGCAUGAGGAAAAGACACCGGUUGGAUUUAUGGCGCUUUUGACAGCCUCCCAUGUAGGUCCACAGGCCUCUCUGGGGUUUCAGAGCAGUUAUAGUGGCGCACUCCCUCAUGCAGCCUCCCUGCACAUACUAGCUCUGGGGUACCCCAGGCAUGCUCUUAAACCAGUCACAGGAGCCUUCCGAAGACAGGCCCUUUCUGCCUUCAUCCUUCCUCCAGUACAGCCUGUGACCCCCCCCCCCCCCACACACACACACACACUGCACAUGCUGAUUUGAGUGGCUCCGCUUACUGCUGCUCACCUUUCUCUCCCAUGCAGUCUCUUGCCAUACUCCCCAUGCGCAUCACAGAAGCUGUUCAGUACUGGGUGGGGAACCAGCUGCCAGCAAGGUCAGUCAGGAAGCAUCAGGUUCACAGGUGUUCAUGCGUGUCUGUGUGUGUGUGUGUGCGUACGUGUGUGUGCGUACGUGUGUGUGUGUGUGUGUGUAUGUGUGUGUAUAACUGAAGUGUGUACUGAAAGGUCUGUGCUAGCUAGCACCAAGUUGGUUGAAAGAUUGUUUUGUAAUGCCUGCCCCUGCCUUGGUAUUGCCAGUUUCUUGUGCAAUAAACAAUCAGCAGCCGUGGGUGGUGUCAGUGUGGCUGU
Molecule: messenger RNA, 4597 nt
Organism: Microtus oregoni (creeping vole)
Lineage: Eukaryota; Metazoa; Chordata; Mammalia; Rodentia; Cricetidae
Gene: Wwp2
Product: WW domain containing E3 ubiquitin protein ligase 2
Exons: 24
Coding region: 314-2920 (868 amino acids)
Biological process (GO): negative regulation of transcription by RNA polymerase II; ubiquitin-dependent protein catabolic process; protein K63-linked ubiquitination
Molecular function (GO): ubiquitin protein ligase activity; protein binding
Source: RefSeq, a predicted model, not a curated record